Amphibalanus amphitrite is the source of this 3655-nucleotide messenger RNA. RefSeq lists its product as uncharacterized. NCBI's taxonomy places the organism in Eukaryota, Metazoa, Arthropoda, Thecostraca, Balanomorpha, Balanidae. The record is from RefSeq and is a predicted model, not a curated record. The coding region runs from base 369 to 2591 and encodes 740 amino acids. The transcript is spliced from 5 exons.
GUGAGACUUCUGAGACUGCGACCGGAGGCCCGCCGCCCGUCCCGACCGCGGACGCUAGAAGGUGGGGUGCUCAUCAUCUGCGUGAGACUUCUGAGACUGCGGCCAGAGCCCCGCCGCCCGUCCCGACCUCUGAAGCGGGAAGGCGGGCUGAUGCCCGUCAUCUGCGUGCGACUUCCGAGACUGCGGCUGGAGGCCUGCCGCCCGUCCCGACCCCGGACGCUAGAAGAUGGGAUGCUCUUCAUCUGUGUACAACUACUGGGGCGACGGUUGGAGCCCCGUCUCGUGUUUCCCCACCUACCUCUGAGACGGGAGUUUGUGGGUCAGUAAAAACCUCUUAUUCAACAGCACUGCCAACUGAACUGAUCGACAUGACGCCGUUCUCUGCAAGCGAGUACGACCUUAUGUCACCCACCUGCUCUACUUCGAGGGCUUCAGUCCAGGAUGCAGGGGACCAUGGCACAUGGACUUUUCCUGAGCACUUGAUGUGCAAUCAAACAGAGAUCACGGCUCCCGAGAACCACCAUUUGGAGGAGAACGAAUACGGAGAACAGGGAGCUGAGUCUGAUGUCAGCGACGGUGUUGAGGUGGCUCCGCCCCAGCACAGUUCUCAGUCGCGUACAUCUCAGUCGGCGAGGAACGGCGCAUCGUGCGGCGAAGUGCGGAAAAAAAAUGUUUGCAUAUAUUGCAAGCAAAAGAGAAAUCUGAUAUGGCGCCAUAUCAAGACGGUCCACCGUGACGAGAAGGAAGUCAAGGAUAUACAGGAGUGUGAUUCUGAGCAGGAACGAAAAAUGAAAAUCACCGUGAUGAUCAACAAAGGCAACAUGGAGCACAACAAACUCGUCCUACAAAGGGGUGAAGGUGACAUGAUCUUGGGAAGGAAGUCGGACCAGGCGUCCGUGGACGACUACGUGCCAUGUCCUUACUGCUAUCUUUUUGUGGUUAAAACCAACAUGAUGCAGCACAUAAAACAUCACUGUGUGGCUCGCAAAACAGAAUGCCCAGACAUUCCCACGGUGCUGGCAGAGAGCCGGACGCUCCUGAGUGACGGCCAAGAAGAAAAUACUGGGUAUCACAAGGACAUAUUGUCUCGUAUGCACGACGAUGCAGUUACGAAGACCAUAAAGAACGAUGAACUCCUGAAGAAGUGGGGUGCCAACUUGCACGCGAAACUUGGAAGGUCGGGUUUUGCGCAGAUAAGCCAGCGCCUAAGGAUGAUGGGCGAAGUUGUCCAAGCAGCCGGAAAGAGCAUGCAAGAGCUGAUCAAUGGCGAAGGAUUUGAUACGGUUGUAAGUGCCACCAAAUCCGUCUGUGGGUUUGAGCAGGACAAGCUAAACGCCCACACGGGGCUGCCCACAUACAAAACUCCUUCAAAGGCCAUGCGGAUUGGAGGCGAACUACGACAGCUGGCUGCUCUCAAGAAGGGCAUUGCGCUGAUCAAGAAAGAAGAAAGCGAAGUGAAAGAUGCUGAGGCGUUCUUGUAUCACGUGGACCAAUUCUGGAAUGUGAAGAUCAGCAGCGUAGCGCUGAAGAACCGCGAGUCGAACAAGUAUGACAAGAAAGACAUGCUGCCCUUUACCAGCGAUUUGAAGCUUUUCACCGAAAAAAUGAAGGAACGAGUGAAAGAAAUGACAGAAAAGGGAAUACAUGGCAUGACAGACUAUGCAAGGCUGAGCAAAGCGGUUCUCGCCCGUUUGCUAGUAUUCAACAAACGCCGUCCUAAGGAGCUUAGCAGCAUCCUGCUGCAAUCAUGGAUCAACCGAGAGAUGUACAAACAAGAGACGGUAGAAGAAGUGAACAAGUCAAUGGGUGAAACAGAAAAGAAGUUGUUCAACGAGCUCGACGUCGUCAUGUCCCGCGGCAAGUGCGGGAACAAGGUCCCCACCCUGAUACCGAGCGACUGCGCGGCUCCGCUGCAGCUACUGGUAGACAACCGGGAGACGUACAUUGACAAGGAUAACAAGUAUCUGUUCGCAAACCCUCUGGCGAGGACUACAGGACACUACAACGCAGGCGUGGUGCUUAAAGAGCAGUUGUCGGACAUGGCACUAAACAGGGCAGAUCUCUUCCAUGCAACAAAACUACGGAAAUAUUGUGCUACAACGUCCCAGAUUCUAGAGAUGGGUGAAUUCGAUAUGGAGGUGCUCACCCGGCACAUGGGACAUGACAAAGACGUGCAUCGUGGGUACUACAGACUGUCAGACGCUACUCACGAACUGACGCGUGCCUCCAUCCUGAUGAUGAAGCUGGACGAAGGAUGCCUCUCAAAAUAUAGCGGACGGAGCCUGGAGGAGAUGCUCACUGAAGAGGACUUCGACGAGCCAGGCUCUGAAAAUGAGGGCGGUCCGGCUGAUGAUCGCCAAGAGGACGAUGAAGGAGGCCAUGAACAGCGGAAGAAGGACCGCAAAAAAAAGCGAUAUGUAAAGUGGUCUGUGCCCGAAGUGCAGAGACUGCGGGCGAUACUGAAAGCCCGCGGUGGGCGGGUACCCAGUAUGGAUGACCUCAGAGACCUGUACAAGAGGGAGCCGUUCAACGGCCAUAAUCUGAAUGACAUAAGAUGCAAGAUGUACAAACUUAAACAGAAGGCAGAGUGAGCUGCUGGAGCGGCCGGGCCGGGCUGUUCUGGGUUGGGUCCGGACGGGACUUGGGGACCGGCGCCGCCCGCGGCGUCAAAUACAUGUGUCUGCCCGCGCCCCGAUGCCGCCCGCGGCGACAAUACAUGUGUCUGCCCGCGCCCCGAUGCCGCCCGCGGCGACAAUACAUGUGCCUGCCCGCGCCCCGAUGCCGCCCGCGACGUCAGCAGUGCUCUCUGUGGCAGCCAGUGAACAGCCGCCACAUGGCCUAUGUCAGGAUCGCUCGAGGCGCUGCAGUAGGUCCUGCUGGCCGUGUCCGGUGUUUGGUUGUCAAGCUCUGAAGCACCGUUUUUGUUGAGUUUGGUUAUCAAGCUCAGAAGUCAGAGGCACCGUUUUUGCUGCGUGAUACCGAUGGCACGGACGCAUGUACCAUGUUCGGUUGUGUCUCGUGUGCCUGGUGUAAGUCUAGUGAUUGUGUUGAUCCGAUCGAGUCUGUGCUAGGGUCCAGUGGCAGCGCCCGAUGCCGUCGGUCCAUGUGUGGUCGGCAAAGGGUGGCCAGCGGCCUAGCGUACGUCGGAGUCGUGAGCGUCAAGAUGGCGUGUGAAGUGUGUAUGGGUUGUUGUGUAUCUCGAUAACGUGUUUCCUCAUAAUGGUUUCGAUGCUGUAAGUUCUCGUAAGUCCGUUGUCAUCAGUUGUUCUCUGGUGUCCGUCCUUCCCUGUUCGGCACUGGCAGCGGUGCCCGGUGAUAGGGCUGAAUCGGGCCGGGGGCUGGGCUGUGCUGGGUUGGGUCCGGAUGGGACUCGCGGCCCGGAGCCGCCCGCGGCGUCAGUAAGUACAUACAUUGAGUUUUACAUUGAGACAGAAGCACCGUUUUUGUUGAGUGACACCGAUGGCACGGACUUGAGUACCAUGAUCCGUUGUGUGUUGUGUGCCUGGUGUAAGAUUGUGUUGAUCCGAUCGAGUCUGUGCUAGGGUCCAGUGGCAGCGCCCGAUGCCGUCGGUCCAUGUGUGGUCGGCAAAGGGUGGCCAGUCCGGCAGCUGCAUUUUUGUGUCCUUAUUGAAAUACACUGUCAGUCGUCAGAAAA